Molecule: messenger RNA, 2019 nt
Organism: Plasmodium coatneyi
Lineage: Eukaryota; Apicomplexa; Aconoidasida; Haemosporida; Plasmodiidae
Product: Serine/threonine protein phosphatase
Exons: 1
Coding region: 1-2019 (672 amino acids)
Cellular component (GO): nucleus; cytosol
Molecular function (GO): protein serine/threonine phosphatase activity; protein binding
Source: RefSeq, a predicted model, not a curated record
AUGAAAAACGAGGAAGGUAUGUACAACGAGAGCCAAAGCGCAGAAGAUAACCCCCAGGGUAGCAAGUAUCAUGGGAAAGGCGCCAAUGAAAAGGGGGGGAAACCCUGCGGAUCCCAAGUGAGCACGGAUGAUAAUGUUUCUAACGGAGCGGGGUCGCACGAGGACACGGACUCGAAGGAGAGGGACCCGGACGCAAAUGACGAGUCGGACAUGCCAGGGGAGGACUCACCCCAAGAACAGGGCAAUGCGGAAAAGGCACCUAUCGAAGCAGUUAAAGAAACAGAUCCUACUGUGAAAGAACCCAAAGAGUGUCAUCCUAAGGGGCAGGAAUCAAAAGAGGGUGAAUCCACAGAGGGGAGUCCUAAUGCGGAUGCCCCCCAAACGGGGGACACCCCUUCCGAGGAGGCCAAAAAAAACGUCAGCCUCGAGCUGCUCAAAAUAUGUGACGCCCUGAAAAACCUGGGCAACAAAUAUUUCAAGGAGAACAACUACUUGAUAUCUCUUAAGUACUACACAGGAGCGAUCGACUUGAUAAAAAAGGUCUACGAGGUUGACGACCCUGUUUGUAUGGACCUACUAAACAGUUUAAGCGUGGAAGCUUUGUCAAGUGAAUUCCCCAUAGAAGAGGAGGAUGUCAAAUUGUUACAAGAAUUUUACCUGAACAGUGGCAUUACUAAAAAGGGUGAAUAUAUUAGCGUGAAAGAAACGGACAUGCAUAUAUACUACACGAAUAGAUCCUUCUGCCACAUGAAAUUAGAAAAUUACGGCUCGUCUAUAGAAGACAUUGAUGAAGCUUUAAAAAUUAAUCCAUUUUACGCAAAGGCCUACUACAGAAAGGGCUGCUCCUUCCUAAUGCUAUCAGAUUUGAAGAGCGCAUCUGACUGCUUUCAGAAGGUGCUAAAACUAACUAAGGAUAAAAACUCGGAAAUAAAAUUAAAGCAGUGUAAAAAAUUGCUAUUUGAGCAACAGUUCCAGAAGGCCAUUGAGUUAGAGCAGAAAUUGCCCUACUACGAAACGGUGGUGUUGGAUUCUCUUAAAAUUGAAAAUGUGAAAGCCCCCAUUUAUGAUAGAAACAAUUUAAGUAUCGAUUUUUUACAAAAAGUUGCAGACUAUAUAAGUGUGCCCGGUCAAAGGUUAAAUAAGAAAUGUGUUUGUGCUAUCGUCUUAGACGUUAUCAAAUUGCUUAAGGAACUACCCACCUUAGUUCGUCUAAAUUUAGAAGAAGAUGAAACGUUAACCAUAUGUGGAGAUAUCCAUGGCCAAUUUUACGACCUCCUUAAUAUUAUGAAAAUAAAUGGGUACCCAUCGGAAACGAAUUCCUACUUGUUUAAUGGGGACUUCGUUGAUAGAGGAAGUUUCUCUGUGGAAGUUAUUAUAUUUUUAUUUCUGGCCAAACUGACCUUCCCUAAUAAUGUACAUUUGACAAGGGGAAAUCACGAAACGGAUAAUAUGAACAAGUUGUAUGGAUUUUUAGGAGAGUUACAAGAAAAAUAUGAUGAGAAGAUGCACGCGCUUUUUUCUGAUUCGUUCAAAUUUUUACCCCUAGCUUAUGUACUUAAUGACACCAUUUUUAUUUGCCACGGGGGAAUCCCCAGCAAAACAGACACCACAUUGGAGGACAUUGAAAAAAUUGACAGAAAUACGGAACCCAUGGAUGAAGGCAUCAUGACCGAUUUGUUAUGGUCAGACCCAAAUGAAGAAAAGGGAUUUAAGCCCUCCAAAAGGGGAAUUGGAUUUUCCUUUGGCACUGACAUUACCGAAAGCUUCCUCAAAAGGAACAACCUAAGUCUCAUAAUUAGGUCGCACGAAGUGAGGGAUGAGGGCUACUCGAUUGAGCAGAACGGCAUGCUUUACACCGUUUUUAGUGCCCCUAACUACUGCGAUAUUAUGAAGAACAAGGGCGCGUUUCUGAAGUUCAAGGGGCGGUCUGUCAAGCCUAAGUGCAUUACCUUCACGGAGGUAAAGCACCCCAAUGUGCCGUCUCUGAAGUACGCGCACAAUUUAUACCAGAAUAUUUAG